UAUCGAAUAUAUUUUUGUAAUUUAGUAGAAGCAUGAAAAAAAGUCGUUCUUAAUGAGAUUUUUAGUGUAAAUUUGUUGAACUAUUCGCAUUUGUGGCUUGAAUUACGAUAAAUUGUUUUUUAAUGGCUUAUAUUUCUCUCUAGUAAUUGGGAAAUCAAGGAAGAAUUCACAUUUAACUAAUAGAAAAUAAUCCAAAGAUAGUAAAGUGGAAGGAAUCUGCACGUGGUUAUUGUGAUUAGCGUGUAAUUUUAAAUAAUUUUUUUUUUUCAAAACUUUUAGUUUUUGCCUUUUAGAAGCAAACUAUGAGAUUUCAAGAAUUCCCAGAAAUACUUAAAAUGCCAAACAUUCAAAUCGUUAGAUAAUAUAUUAACAGUUGGUAAACUUGCUUAAGAUUUUCGAAAAAUCAUCAAGUUUGUAAAAUCAAUUUUAUGUCAUAUUAUACCAUUAGUUAAUGUAUUUGUAGAGUUGUGGGAUAGGUUAUAAGAUACUAUAUUUGACAAAAACCAACACACUACUAAGGUUAUAGCGUAAUUCCUAUAGGAAACAAACACUCCAAAAGGGAUCCAGUAUCCGGGAGCAAUUCUUUACCAAGUUAUUCUGCGCCAAACUUUCCUUAUGUCGCUUGUUUUGGCUCACGCAAACGAAUUGGCUCUUACUUAAUUAAAAGAUGCUGUUGUUUACUAAAUAUAUACAGAUAAGGUUAAUUAAUUCUAGCAAAUACUUUUUAGUUUUCUUAUGGUAAAUUAAACAGCAUUGACUAUAAGUGAGGUAAUCUGUAAAACAGAUAAAAUUUGGGCAUUAAGUAUUUUUAGUGAUCUCUUGAAGAAAAUCAAUUUUAACCAGUAGUUUAGGAUUCAUUUUUAAGAUUUUAAAUUGGUAAAAUCUUAUCCAAAAUACUUUAUCUUUUUUCUAUUUAUUUUACAAAUUUUCUAUUUAUAUUGCUUAUUUUUAGAUUCACUACUUUCGUAACUAAAUCAAAAUUGUUGCAUACAGAGGAUAUUGAUCAUCCAAUGCAUAUCAUUUCUUCUGUGAGGAAAAUAUGCAGUUCAAAUGACAAUUCUCAGAGAAUCUGUCAGAAAAUUAAGAUUUUCUUGCUACGAAAACAAUUUCUGGAUGAUUAAAGAUAUUGAAGUUGAUUUUUAUCUAAAAAAAAAUUGAGGAUAUUAUAUCAUUUGUCCCCAUUAAUGUUCUGUGAUCAAAAACAUAUAAAUUCUAAAUGUGGAGCUUAAAUAUUUAACUGUUCUAUAUAGCUAUUAUUAUUAUACACACAGAAAAUCAUGAUGCCAGAUGGUAAAAAGUCACAUUAUUGUUACUGCAAUAUCAUACUGUUUGGCAUUUUUAUGCUAAGGUGACUGUAAAAAAGUAGUCAAUGUCACUAAUGAUAGAAAAGUACAUUAAAUAGUCAUUUAUUAAAGCUAUUAUGAAGCUUGUUGUAGAGUAUGAGUGAAUUAAAAAAAAAAAAAAAAGAUGCCUUUAUUCAGUAAAAAGUUUUCGCCAAAGAAAUCGUCACCUCGCAAAAUACCGUCCAUAUCCAGACUGCAUAGAGAAUUCGAUCCGGCCCAGAACCAGACUGAAUUUGGUUUAGAAUACGGACCAAUUACCGUAAAACUUGGAAAUCAGGAAUCCAUAUUCAAAGAUGGGAAAUGGCAAUCAACAUCUUAUGCUGAAAGUCCCAAAACUGUGAUACAACUAAAGAUACAAAAUGAAGAGUUGCAGAAAGAAAAUAACUUACUCAAAUUAAAAGUAGAAAUAUUAUUAGAUAUGCUAGCAGAAACAACAGCAGAAGUUCAUCUACAAGAAACAGAGAUUGAACAGUUAAAAUCAAAACUUAAUAUGAAAAGUGCAAUUUAGUGUAGAAUUGUUAUGCAUUUGUAAUAUAUUCAGAUAAUUUUAUAACUUUGCAUAAACUUUGUAUAAAUUUCCAUUUUAUCAUAAAAAAAAUACAAAAUAAAUAAAAAACUUUUAUUUUUAAUACCAUGACUA
Messenger RNA from Centruroides sculpturatus (bark scorpion), 1983 nucleotides. It is a transcript of the gene Cby, whose product is annotated as protein chibby homolog 1-like. The coding region runs from base 1468 to 1851 and encodes 127 amino acids. The record is from RefSeq and is a predicted model, not a curated record. The transcript is spliced from 4 exons. NCBI's taxonomy places the organism in Eukaryota, Metazoa, Arthropoda, Arachnida, Scorpiones, Buthidae.